Messenger RNA from Danio aesculapii, 5234 nucleotides. RefSeq names its product AT-hook transcription factor (gene akna). Gene Ontology annotation, cellular component: centrosome. The record is from RefSeq and is a predicted model, not a curated record. Gene Ontology annotation, biological process: epithelial to mesenchymal transition; neuroblast division in subventricular zone; neuroblast delamination. Lineage: Eukaryota; Metazoa; Chordata; Actinopteri; Cypriniformes; Danionidae. The transcript has 24 exons. The coding region runs from base 282 to 4643 and encodes 1453 amino acids.
UAUAAAACAUGCUCGUACUUGCUUUUGUAUUUCAAUAUUUUGCUAUGAAGUGAAAUAAAACUCUUAGCGUGGAGUGAAUAACACAGAUUUUGGCUAGCUCGAGCAGCACAACGCACUCGAGCUGAACACCCGGACAAUAACAAAGGUUGAUUCUCUGUGAGUAAACAUUAAGCAGCCAUAACUGGUCAGCCAUGAAAGAUGACGUCAAUAUCAAUGUCGCAGAGGUGCGGAUCAUUGAGGAGCUCAAGGUGGAAUAAAAGAAAGAGAUAAAAGGGCAGGUAAUGGAGCGGAGCAGAGGUGGCACCUCUACAGGGCUUCUGGUUUGGACACCUACCCCACAGCUUUCCUCUCCCUCAGCCUCAGAGGGGUCAGACUUCAGCUGGGAUGAAGAACCGGACCAGGACUUCCAAAGCCAGAUGGAUGAGAAUGGCAUCAUUGGUCUGGCAGAGAGGCAAGGGCAGCAGGAGAGAGAAGAGGAGGAGGCUGCAGAGGAGCUGUUGUGGGAUGUAAAGACCCCUGAGCCUGAGCAUGGGCCGCCGCCUGCAGUAGAGGAGAUAAGCUGUCAUCUGAGUGAACUGCUGGACUCUGAGCCGCUCUCUCAGGCCACGGGAGACCACUACUACUCUCCAUCACUGCAGGAAGAACACCAAACAGACGAUGACCGGAGCGUGUUAUCUGAGGAUUGGGCUGAUAAUGAGGGUGGUACUGGGAGCCCAGUAAUCCAAAGGCACAAAUUAAACUCUUUCCCUGAGAGAGACACAGCAUUGGACAUGACCGAUGAGGAGAUAGAGGAGAAGGAUAUGUGCGAAGAUGCUCAGAGAUUCAUGGACCAAACAUUUCAUGUCACAGAAGAGACGGCAGCUGUGUUUCAAACUCUGAAAACCCUUGACUUUAGUCAGGAAGUGAGUGGAAUUUCCAAAGAUCAAGAUUGUUUAAUUUCAGGAAUCCCAGAGUUCUCUGAUAAAAGUGACUGUGAGGAACUUGAUGCCCGAUUUCUUCCAGUCUCGCAUCAUUUCACUAGAAACACUUCCAAUCCCAUCAGUUUUCCCCAUUUAUCCUCAGAGGAACCGAUGAAUGACUGUGGGAUUGAAGCUGAGACGCUACCUGAGCUAGAAAUUAGGUCAGAUUCAUCUCUUAGCACGUACCAGAGUCCUGUCCCUAAAACAAAUCACACUUUCAGAUCAAACCAUGAAGAGAUUAAACAAAAGAUCGCGCCUCAAACUUCAGCCAGAAGCCCUGUAAUAAAAAACAGCCCUGAAAAAAUAUACCAAGAUGCUACGAGUGGAGAAAAAAUAGAUGGGAGGUUACACAGGCCUUACCACAAUCUGCAGCCUCCAACAGCCUCUCCCAGAAAAACAACCUCUGCUUCCUGCAGCGCUCAGGUUUCCAUUCCAGCGCAGGGCAUUUCUAAAGCAAGCGUCUCCCCCUCAGAGCGAUCGCCUCCUCCUACACCUCACAGAAAUUCAGCAAUAAAGAACCACAGAAACUGCAAAACCUCUCACACGGAUCCAGAUGACAUCAGGAAAGGACAGCUGAAUCAUGCCUUGCCUGAUUUCUCCAAAGUAGAACCGAGGGUGCGUUUUCCAAAAAGGAGUGAAUACAAGCCUCCUAAAAGCCGAAGACCCCCUCAUGUUCGAACAUCACACCCAGAUCGUCCAGUGGUAUUCAAAUCCCCUGCUGAGAUUGUGAGAGAGGUCCUGUUGAGCAGCUCUGAUGGGAUGCUUGGAAGUCCUUCCUCCAGUGGGACCCAGAAGCACCUGGAGAGUACCGUCCCAGAAGAGUUUCGCUGCCCACAGCAGGCCAGCACACUGGUGCAGCAGCUACAGGAGGACUAUAACAGGCUUCUUACCAAGUAUGCAGAAGCUGAAAAUACUAUUGAUCGACUUCGCCUUGAAGCAAAGGUGGGUUUCUCUUCUGAACCACCUAAACCGAGUACAGCUGUCCUGUCGGGAGUUAUUCAGGAAGGGUCAAAAGUCAUAACCAUCAGUUUUCCUCAAGCACAGAGGGCAGAGUUCAGUGCAGGUUCUGUUCAUCUGACCCAACAGAAGGAGCUCUCAGAAAACUCCAGAAAAGCAGCAACUCGGCCUUCCUCUGUGAGCUCUAUCAGCUCGAGAAGGUCUGGAUCUCUCACUCCAGACCAUUUGACAGACACUCUAUCCAACCAGACCCAAAGAUUUCAGCUACAGGUUGAUGCAUUUGAGUCACUUUUAAAGGGUGGGAAGCUCAAGCCGUGUGAGCAGACAAAGGGUCUCUCCACACUGGCUGAGGGGCAGGAGUCUCUUGAGAGGGCUUAUCUAAAUGCACGAGUCCAAUAUCAGAUGCUGCAGCAACAACAAGGCAGACAUGCCAUCUUUGACCCAAACAGGGAUCUAGAGGGUCAGAUCUUCAGGUCAGGGAUGCGAUUAGAGGAGCUGAAAGAGUGGCUGGAACAAGCAGAACUGAACCAACCUGUUUCUGAACCUACUUUAUCCCCAUUCCCUCCUUCAGAUGUGCUUUCUGCAUCCAUGCUGGAGCCUGAACCAGUGCCUCAGAGUCCCCUGUCAGCAGUCCAUCCUGAGGCUUGUGUUGGUGUGGAGGUCAGUUCGGUCAGUGGAGAGAGUGAUGGAGGCAGAGAGGAUGAGGAGAUCCUGCCGUUUCUUUUUCAUCCCCUCGAUAACAAACACCAAUGUGUGGAGAAAGAUUUUAGUGAACUCAUGGACUGCUAUCAGAGUGUUAAAGAGCUCCCCGGGACACUGGAUCAGGCUGUGACUUUAAAGAGCCAUGACUUGCUGGAUUUUGGAAGCUCUGUUCCUCCUGGGAAUAAAAGUGUAACGGACAGACAACCACUCAAGACUGUUAAUGAGAGAGAGAUGAGAGAACCUGCUCAGCAGCAGCCAGCAGCAGGUUGUGACCCUCCCUCUUGCCCAUCUGUCAGUUCACAGGUGUGCGACUCUAUGGAAACUCGCCCAGAGGCUUUUUGCCACUCCUCUGUAUUGGCAGGAGAAUCGACCAGAGAGAGGAAAACAGCAGGAAACAGGAAAGCUCAAAGCAGUAGCUUGACCAGCCUGGAAGAUAGGACACACCACAGAACUGUAGGCCUGAAAGCGAAGGCCAAGACUCUAAGAGCGCCCCCUAUGGAUGGGGUCAUGUCUCCAGAAACAGACAGUGGCUUUAUGGGCUCUGAAAGCAGUCAGCUUACUCCUGCACUACAUAGUCCUCUCCACCAGAGGGCGGUGAUGAGUUCCAUCAGACUGUCUGACCCUCAUACGAAAGACACAGAAAGACCAGAGUCUGCUCCUCCUCCUGGGCAGCCUUUCGUGGUCUCUCCUUCUCAAUCCCAACCUUCUCUAAAUACCACAAAAAAACACAUUGGUACGUCUGGAAAAUGCGCAGGUCCUGUUAAGAGAAUAGGAGGGGAGGAAAGGUGUUCUUUUUCCAGUCUUUCUUCCUCCUUAUCCCCCCUUCACUGGCCACGUAGCAGCAUUCAGCCCUGGACGAGCAGCCUGACCAGUCAAUCAGAGCGUGGAGCUGAUGAGGAAGAAGAAAAAGCACAGAAAGACAAAAACCUAGAAUCGACCAAUCAGCAGCUCCGCUCUCACAGAAGCCACUCCCUCCACAGGCCUUAUCACCACCGUUCUGUUCAGCUAACAAAUCACCAAGAGGCUCUUCAAUCUCUGCAGGAAGAAGUGAACCGAUUGAAAGAGAGAUUGGAGGGAAAUCUGAGACUAUCAAAACCCGCCAGUCCUUUUAGAACAGCAGCUUCUGCCACUGAAGAUACCAGAGAUCAUACACAUCCAAAGACCUCAACACCUCAGAGGCAUGAUUUAAGAUCUUCAAAGAGGAGGAGAAGGCAGACAGAGAGAGCUGGCAAUGGAGAAAAAGAGAGAGGAAUUUCACCAAGACCAGUCAUCAGACAAAGAUCAGCAUCUUUACCUCGACAUCGGCCUGAAACUGAUACGACAUCUGAUUCUGAGCAUGCCCAGUCUGAGCCAAGACCAUCAACAUCUAGAUAUGUCCCAGUGUCACAUGUGAAAUCAAGAGGAAGAAGACAAACCAGGGGAGUUGAAUGUCACAAAGAGGAUAGUACAUCGGGCAGAUCUGACAACAGCGAUGAAACAGAAUCAAACCGAGGAGCAGAAUCUCUGUGUCCACAUUGCAUAUCAGACCGUACCAGUGCCUCGACACGUCUCCUGAGGAGCAGGAGCUCUCCACAUCUUACACAACCUUCCUGUAGCCAUUGCCCACUAUGUGGUGCAUUACAAGCCAAUCAAAAAGUCUCUAAGCAAGUCUCUAGUCCCAGAGCGAGUCAGCCAAUGAGAUCCUUACUGAGAGAAAGAGGAGGCGUGAACAUUACAGUGGCUCCUCCCCCUUUAUUGCAGAGAGCUGUUCCAGUUGUCCCAUAUGUGCCUGUAUAUCCUUCAGCACUAUAUUUCUCCAGCCCAGUGAUUCCACAGGCAUACCAACAACCCGUUAACAUCUCAUCAAGUCCCGUCAGGCCUGAGAGGUCAGGGGUCAGAGGUCACCGCAGACGCUCUUCCUCCAUGGAGGAUCAUCAGGAUUCUAUGAGCAACGCUUUGACCCGCGCCAUCACUGCAGCAAGACACAUGAGAGAAGCCUCACAGCGCAUGGCCAGCAGCCUCCACACUGCAUCCUGCAGCUACUGACACACACAUACAGACACAUACACCUACAUCUGUUCAGUUAGUUCUACUGCUUAAAUGUGUCGCAUGGGGAAAUGAGGGACGUUCGUACUUAUUAGUUUACAUAAAACAAAUCUCGUAGUGGCUGAUGACAUGUAAAUGAUAGAAAAUGUGAAUUGUCUCAGGUGAACAGCUGCUUUUAGAGGUAGAUACAGUAGCUGCGUUAUGGUAGCAUUUACAGGUAUGAAAAUACAGUGACCAAUUUACAGGUAUGGAAACACAGUGACCUCAAAAAAAUAUUUGAAACACUUAAGACUCACUUAAAGAUGUGUGUAUUGCGUCAGAAAGGAAAAAGUACUAAUAUGCUAUAGUAAUAUUUAGAUUUAGUAUGAAAGGCUGUUUCUGCCUAAAUAAAGACUUUUAAUUUUUCAUCUUGCAAUUUAAACUUUAUUUUUUUAAUUUAGAGGGGGGAAAAAUCUGAAUUGAAAUCUCACAGUUGCAAAAAUAUAACUCACAAUUCAAGAUAUUAACACUUCUGUGAUGUUUACAUAACUACACAAAAAUUAGCUUAAAGGAAAGUCAAAAUUUUGAGAAUAGCUAUUACCUUUUUUAUUU